This is a messenger RNA of Penicillium waksmanii, 750 nucleotides long. RefSeq lists its product as uncharacterized. The transcript is spliced from 2 exons. The record is from RefSeq and is a predicted model, not a curated record. The coding region runs from base 1 to 750 and encodes 249 amino acids. NCBI's taxonomy places the organism in Eukaryota, Fungi, Ascomycota, Eurotiomycetes, Eurotiales, Aspergillaceae.
AUGCAGGCCAUGCCCCCAUAUCAAGCUCAGUCAGGCUAUGAAAGCAAGCCCUACUACUCAGCCGCGCCUCCAAACCACUCCCAGUACGCACCGCAGACGCCGAUGACACAGUCCGGCCUCUCCAGCUAUGGACAAACGCUGCCAAAUGUGAACUACUUGAAGAACGACAUGGCGCCUCCAACAGGUCGGGCUCCUGGUGCUCCUGAGAGCGAUAACACUGAUCUCAAAUCUGAUCGCUACUCCCAGAGCAAUGGUCCCGGUGAUUCAGUCUCGGAGCAGGAACCGGAGUACCUGCAAGAUCAAGGGACCGGCUAUAACCCCAACCGUGGCUCGUAUACCUACACCACGAAUCCUUCCCAAAACGGCUCAGGCCGAAUGACCCCCCGAACCAGCGGUGGUCCUCCACCUCACUGGGCCUCUGGGUAUAACACUCCCCCUCGGCCCCCGGCCGCCACUACCCUGUAUAAUGCAGUCAGCGAUACCCGUGGCACGCCCGCGAAUGGUGCCUCUGACCCAUACUCCAUGGCGUCCACUACCACCCCGGUAUACUCUACCUCGAUGGGUGGCUCCCUGGGCUCAGGCAGCAAGCGCAUGCGCGAGGACGACGAUGUGAUCCGACCCGAAAGCGGCGGCGAGUAUGAAAGCAAGCGCCGCAAGACCAUCACUGACGCAAGCCUUGGUGGUCCCGUAGGCGCUGCCCCGAUCUUGCAGCCCAUGAAGACUGGUGCAGUCAUGGCGCGCCGUCGAUAA